Kwoniella botswanensis is the source of this 933-nucleotide messenger RNA. RefSeq lists its product as uncharacterized. The record is from RefSeq and is a predicted model, not a curated record. The transcript has 5 exons. NCBI's taxonomy places the organism in Eukaryota, Fungi, Basidiomycota, Tremellomycetes, Tremellales, Cryptococcaceae. Bases 1 to 933 code for a protein of 310 amino acids.
AUGGCAGAAUCAACCCCAGAACCGGAAUCGGAACAGCAGCUCGAACCAGACACAAACCAAGAACAAGAGGAUGAGCCACACACUGAAACCGAAUCCGAGGAUGAUGAAAUUAUCAACGAUCGGUACCUACCUCGACCACUGACGAUGUACGAGUUAUUCUUAUCUUGGGAAAAUCAGGUCAAUCAUGGUAAACUACAGAUGGAUGAGAGGGAUAUGAUGACUGAUAGGAGGAUCGUACCCUUCAAUGCGCAUAAUGAGGAACCGCUCUCUCUCUUCGCCUACCCCACCUUAUAUCCGUUCAUUCGUAUUGACUACUAUACCCAAUCGACUUAUCAGCUGAACGAAUCGUACCUCUCUCGAUUCCGUAAGUUGCUGCUUAUAAGAGACCUACUGGAUAUACCACUGGACAAAAGAGACGGAAUAAUAUCGGAGGGAGGAGAAACGAGAUUCCUACAACUGUGGGCUGAGGGAUCAGAAGAUGAGAGAUUACACAAGAGUCCAGAAGAUAGAUGGUACUAUGCUAGAGAGCUGAAGGAUCAAGCGAAUGUUGAAGUUUCACUGUACAAUAACAUUCUAGCGUGUAUCUUACGGAUCCUACGAGAAGAUGGAAGUAGGAUGGAUAUGCAAACACGAUUGAAUAUCAGUGAAUUAGGUGUAGGAUGUUGGACUUGCAGUCAGACUGUACUUUUCUCGACUUCUGUUCGAGCGGUAAGGUUGUUCCUGAAACGUAUUAUCACUCUUCGCGAUCACCUUUUAGCUCUCCAGAGCGAGCAUCCCGAGGUAGACAUGGCUCCUAGGAUACCUUCCGAAGAAGCACUCCGAUUCCCUUUCCUCAAGCACUACCUCGAUCAAGGCAAGAAGGAUGAAAAUGAGAGGUGUUGGGAUCUGGACUUGAAGAGAGUCAACAUGUGGGACGAAAGGUUCAGGAUGUAG